This is a messenger RNA of Diplodia corticola, 1767 nucleotides long. RefSeq names its product dihydroxyacetone kinase. Gene Ontology annotation, molecular function: glycerone kinase activity; ATP binding. Gene Ontology annotation, biological process: glycerol catabolic process. The coding region runs from base 1 to 1767 and encodes 588 amino acids. Gene Ontology annotation, cellular component: cytosol. The record is from RefSeq and is a predicted model, not a curated record. The transcript has 6 exons. Lineage: Eukaryota; Fungi; Ascomycota; Dothideomycetes; Botryosphaeriales; Botryosphaeriaceae.
AUGUCAGCCAAGCACUUCAUCCACGACCCCACGCACCUCGUCAACCGCGCGCUGCAAGGCGUGACGCACACGAACCCGGCGGUCGCGCUCGAUGCGGAGAACAAGGUCAUCUACGCGCGGCCCUCGCCCGCCACGGCGCGCAGCGUCUCGCUCGUGUCGGGCGGCGGCGCGGGCCACGAGCCCAGCUUCGCCGCCUUCGUCGGCCGCGGCAUGCUGGCCGCCGCCGUGUCCGGCACCAUCUUCGCCAGCCCGAACGCGGAGCAGAUCCGGCGGUGCAUAUUGAAGCGCGUGGAGAGGCAGAAGGGUGUGUUGGUCAUUGUGAUGAACUAUACGGGCGACGUCCUGAACUUCGGUAUGGCGGUCGAGAAGGCGCGCGCCAGCGGAACCGAGGCGGAAAUGGUCGUCGUCUCCGACGAUGUGGGCGUGGGCCGCCAACGCGGUGGCAAAGUGGGAAGGAGAGGCAUCGCCGGCACGGUGCUGGUGCAGAAGAUUGCCGGAGCGCUUGCCGCUAAGGGUGCCUCUUUGAAGGAAGUAACGGACGUGGCGCGCCUCGUCUGCAAGAACCUGGCCUCCAUCGGCGCAUCGCUCGCCCACGUGCACGUCCCCGGCCGCGUGGUGACCGGACCGACCGAUGAAGACCUCAAGGACUCGGAGGUGGAGAUUGGCAUGGGUAUACACAAUGAGGCUGGCUCGGAGCGCAAAGAGGUCGACUUCCCUUCGCUGGUCAAGAACAUGCUCUCGAAGCUGUUGGAUCCGACUGAUACCGACCGGAGCUUCAUCAGCAUCUCGGAGAAGGAUGAGACCGUGCUGCUCGUGAACAACCUGGGCGGUGUCAGCCCGCUCGAGAUGGGCGGCAUCACGGCCGAGGUUGUCGAGCAGUUGGAGGCGAAUUGGAAGAUCAAGCCGGUCAGGAUUCUUUCGGGCACUUUCAUGACCAGCCUCAACGGCCUCGGCUUCAGCGUCUCGCUCCUGAAAGUCACAGACACUGGUCUGGGCAGCGGAAACUCGAUACUUGAGCUUUUGGAUGAUCCUGCGGAAGCACCUGGCUGGUCUGCUGCAAUUCCCAAAAAGACUUGGGAGGAGAAGCCAACAGCGGUGCUCACCGAGGAAGGUAACGGUGAGGACGACUCCAAGCCGAGCAACCUGAAGUUGGAUUCGGCUGUGGCCAAGAAGGCGCUUGAGGCUGGCUUGAAACAAGUCAUUGCCGCCGAACCGGAUAUCACGAACUACGACACUAUCGUCGGCGACGGUGAUUGCGGCAUCGGACUCCGUCGCGGCGCUGAAGCCCUGCUCAACAUGCUGGAGACGACGAAGACACCUGACGACGCAGGACUCUUGCUGCAUGACAUCACGCACGUGGUUGAGAAAGAAAUGGACGGCACUUCCGGCGCAAUCUACGCCAUCUUCCUCAAUGCGUUGUCCCACGGCCUCCGCAUUCAGGCCGACGGAUCGUCAAAGCCGGUGACGCCCGAGAUAUGGGCGAAAGCACUGCAGACGUCUCUCGAUGCGCUUGCGAAAUACACUCCUGCCCGCCCUGGCGACCGGACUUUGGUCGACGCAUUGUAUCCGUUUGUAGAGACUCUCGGAAAGACUGGAGAUGUGAAAGCAGCGGCGAAGGCGGCAGAGGAUGGUGCGAACGGAACGAAGGGUAUGCACGCCUCUCUGGGGAGGUCAGUCUACAUCGGAGGAAGCGGAUACCAGCAAGUCCCGGAUCCUGGCGCCCAUGGCUUGAGUCAAUUCUUGACAGGCUUGAGCGACAGCCUAUAG